Messenger RNA from Diospyros lotus (date-plum), 2749 nucleotides. RefSeq names its product probable galactinol--sucrose galactosyltransferase 2. NCBI's taxonomy places the organism in Eukaryota, Viridiplantae, Streptophyta, Magnoliopsida, Ericales, Ebenaceae. The record is from RefSeq and is a predicted model, not a curated record. The transcript has 14 exons. Bases 126 to 2552 code for a protein of 808 amino acids.
UGCUUUCGGUUAGGUUACUACGGUUUCCGGUCACUACAACCCAACCAACCAACCAACAGGAACAUCCUAUCCUACGACUAUAUUUGAAGCCCCGCCAUUGAUCGGAAGAAGCAGCACGCGGCAGCAUGGCCAUGGCGGCUAUGAUUGCAUCAGCUCCAUCUCCGAAUCCGAUGAGAAGUCUGCAGCUGAAUAAUAAUAGUAAUAAUAAUGCCUGCAAGUACUUGUCAUUCUCGCUGCAGCUGCCUCUGCUGUGCUUUGCCAAUCAUAAUAAUAGUAAUAAGGCGGCUACUAGUGCAGCAGGAGGAGCAUGGAGACAGUCCAUGUUCCUGAAUGCGAAACCCCUCAUUAAAGAUGGAGCCCUGAGAUUCAACGGCAAGAACGCUGUACUGAUGGGAGUACCAGACAAUGUCCUUCUUACGCCAUGCACCGAUUCUUCCGCUUUUGUUGGUGCUACUAAUUCCCCUCAUUCCAGCUCCCGCCUCGUUUUCAAGCUCGGCACCCUUACGCAGGAUACCAGAUUCCUGUGUUUGUUUAGAUUCAAGAUUUUUUGGAUGAUUCCUCGAGUGGGAAAUAAAGGGAGUGACAUUCCUGUGGAAACCCAGAUGUUAUUGCUGGAAGCAAGGGAGCCCAGAGGAUCUGUGUCCUAUGUCCUAUUCUUGCCCGUCUUAGAUGGUCAAUUCAGAAGCAGCCUGCAGGGGAACUCCGCUAAUGAACUUGAAAUUUGUGUUGAAAGUGGUGAUCCCGCUGUAGUUGCAUCAGAGUCUCUAAAAGCAGUUUUUGUGAAUAAUGGAAACAACCCAUUUGAUCUGAUGACGGAAUCUAUGAAGAUUUUGGAGAAGUACAGUGGGACCUUUGCAGUCCGAGAGAGCAAACAGACGCCUGGAAUACUAGAUUGCUUUGGUUGGUGCACUUGGGAUGCUUUCUAUACGGACGUUAAUCCUUCAGGAAUCAGAGAUGGCCUCAAAAGCUUAUCGGAUGGAGGCACUCCAGCAAGAUUUUUGAUAAUCGACGAUGGAUGGCAAGAUACAAGUAAUGAGUUCCAAAAGGAAGGGGAGCCUAAAGUGGAAGGAUCACAGUUUGGUGGCAGAUUAGUCAGCAUAGAAGAAAACAAGAAGUUCCGGGAAACAGCGAAUGGGCUCAAGGAUUUUGUUUCUGAUAUAAAAAGGACAUUUGGGCUCAAGUAUGUGUACGUGUGGCACGCAUUAAUGGGAUAUUGGGGUGGGCUUCACCCGGAGGCUCCGUCCACCAAGAAGUACAAUCCAGAGUUGAAGUACCCAGUGCAGUCGCCGGGGAAUCUGGCAAAUAUGAGAGAUCUAUCUAUGGAUUGCAUGGAGAAAUACGGCGUUGGUGCAAUUGAUCCAACCAAAGCAGAAGAAUUUUAUGACGAUCUCCACAAGUAUCUGGUGUCACAGGAGGUGGACGGGGUGAAGGUUGACGUGCAGAAUCUACUGGAAACCAUAGCAGCAGGCACCGGAGGCCGAGUGUUCUUAACCACACACUUCCAACAGGCACUUGAAAAGUCCAUAGCCACUAACUUCAAAGACAAUAGCAUCAUCUGCUGCAUGGGUCAUAACACCGAUUCGGUCUACAGCUCUAAAAGAAGUGCGAUUACGCGGGCAUCGGAUGACUACUACCCAAGAAAUCCAGAAACUCAGACAUUGCAUAUAGCUGCUGUGGCUUAUAACAGCAUAUUUUUUGGUGAAGUCAUGGUUCCCGAUUGGGACAUGUUUUAUGUAUGUUUUGACGACAAGAGCCGCCAUAAUGCAGCUGAGUUUCAUGCGGUUGCUCGAGCAGUUGGAGGAUGCCCCGUCUACGUCAGCGACAAACCUGGCCAACACGAUUUCAAGAUACUCAGGAGGCUUGUACUUCCCGAUGGUUCAGUGCUCAGAGCUAAGUCUCCUGGGAGGCCAACGCGAGAUUGUUUAUUCAUUGAUCCUGUUAUGGAUGGAAAGAGUCUCCUGAAGAUUUGGAACCUGAAUAAAUUAAGUGGGGUUAUUGGAGUCUUCAAUUGCCAAGGAGCCGGGAGCUGGCCGUGCAUGGACGUGAUUAAUGGGGGCGGAAGCGUCGAUGAGUUAACGGGGAAGGUUUCCCCGGCUGAUAUAGAGUAUUUUGAACAAGAGGUGGUGGGCGGGGAGGAGUCAUGGACAGGUCAUUGUGCAGUCUUCUCCUUCAGUGCAGGCUCCCUGACUCGAUUACCAAAGCAACAACGGUUUGGGGUCACUCUGAAAAGCUUGCAGUGCGAUGUAUUCACAGUGUCUCCAAUUAAGAUUUACACUCCGAAGAUUCAAUUUGCACCCAUUGGAUUGAUAGACAUGUACAAUUCUGGAGGAGCCGUAGAGGCAGUGGAAUUCUAUAGGGAUGGUUUGAAUUGCAGAAUCAGUGUGAAGGGCAAUGGGGCUGGCCGUUUUGGAGCAUAUUCCAGUCAGAAACCAAGCCUCUGCUAUCUCAACUCAAAGCAGCAGCAGGGAUUCAACUUCUCCGUUGAACAAAAUCUCUUUACUACAACAAUUCCAGAUGAUGUCAACUCUUGGGAUAUUACAAUUGCUUACUGAUGGUGCCUUCUUCAUAAUGUCUUUCGGCAAUUAACAUGCCCUUUCAAUUAUUUGUGCAAAAAUAAGAAUUAUACAAGGAUAUUAUGUAUUACCGGUCGUGACGAAAGAAUUUUAGAUGCGUGGUCUUGGAAAUUUUUGCAUUUCCAAAAGAAAUAUGGCUAAAUAAUUUCAUACACUACUCCUAAAAUUUGGUUAAA